CCCAUUACUGGAAUCUGUGAGAGUACAGGGCUGUUGAGAGAGAGACAGGAUUGUGAAUCUGUGAGAGUGCAGCGCUGUUGAGAGAGAGACAGGAUUGUGAAUCUGUGAGAGUGCAGCGCUGUUGAGAGACAGGAUUGUGAAUCUGUGAGAGUGCAGCGCUGUUGAGAGACAGAGUGUAGAAUGAAGACUCCUCUGCUGUUGCUCUGCAUUGCUAGUCUAUGGGCUGCCUCAGUCCAGAUCACAGAAGCUAAAAACCUUGGAGUCACCCUGGACCCCUGCCUCUCUUAUUCCCAGCACAUCUCCACUCUGGCACGCACUUGCAGAUUCUUCCUGAGCAACAUCCGAAGAAUCCGACCCUUCCUCACCAACUAUGCUACCCAGCUCCUGGUCCAGGCCCUGGUACUCUCCCGCCUAGACUACUGCAACUCCCUCCUGGCUGGCCUCCCUGCGUCCGCCACCCGUCCGCUCCAGCUCAUCCAGAACUCUGCUGCUCGCCUGGUGUUCUCUCUACCUCGCUUCGCCCACGCUACUCCACUACUCCGCUCGCUCCACUGGCUCCCGAUCACCGCUCGCAUCCAGUUCAAGACUCUUGUACUAGCCUACAGAUGCCUUGAUCAGACUGCACCCAGCUACCUCCAGACCCUCAUCUCUCCCUACACCCCCACUCGACCUCUCCGCUCCGCCUGCACUAGAAGACUGGCUCUACCUCCGCUACGCUCCCCUGCCUCCCGAGCCCGCUCCUUCUCCACCCUUGCUCCGCAGUGGUGGAACGACCUUCCUACAGAUGUCAGGACUGCCCAGUCCCUGACCACAUUCCGGCGCCUCCUUAAGACUCACCUCUUCAAACAGCACCUGUAGAACUCCUCUGUUGUAUCCUGGGACACUAUCACCCUUCAUUUAAAUAUGCUUUAUUUUGCUCUUAUCUGCCCCCUAUUUUACUGCAUUUAAUCCUGUACCUCAGAAUAUUGUA
Acipenser ruthenus (sterlet) is the source of this 970-nucleotide messenger RNA. RefSeq lists its product as uncharacterized. The transcript has 3 exons. NCBI's taxonomy places the organism in Eukaryota, Metazoa, Chordata, Actinopteri, Acipenseriformes, Acipenseridae. The record is from RefSeq and is a predicted model, not a curated record. The coding region runs from base 181 to 858 and encodes 225 amino acids.